Molecule: messenger RNA, 957 nt
Organism: Danaus chrysippus (African queen)
Lineage: Eukaryota; Metazoa; Arthropoda; Insecta; Lepidoptera; Nymphalidae
Source: the annotation of a GenBank genome assembly
AUGCAUGUUGCACGUGUGUGUGUGUUAUCACGUGUGUGUGUGUUCAGGGAAGAACUGGCAAAUCUGCAGCGUCAAGUAGAAAACCUCGGACGAAAUCUGCAGACACCGCACCCACCUAGCAAUUAUCAAGCACCUACCACGCACGCGCCCAUCACAAAUAGAAUAUCAAAUAGUUCAGCCGACGCCGGAUUUGGACAUACCGGAGGUGACUCCCCCAGAAACACCUCGCUCAGACAUCACGACAACAACACAGGAAACUCUGAUACACACCAAAACAGAGAUAUAAGUGUGAAAAAACAGAAAUCGGAUAGUCCUAAGGUCCAAAAUAAACUAAAAAAUACACCAGAGAUAGCACCAGUACAAGAAAAUAAAUUAACAAAACAGUCUUCAAAAGAAAUCAUAGAUAACAAUCAGUUAAAAACCCAAAAAGAUGUUGCAUUAGAAGAAAAUCCAAGAGAAAACGUAGAAAAUACUCUUAAAGAAGAGACUCAUACAGAAAUAAAACAAAAUGAAAGUCAGGAAGAAAAUAAAGUUGAGAAAGAAAACUCGCAAACAGAAAAUACAGUGGAAAAACGACCAGAAGAAUAUGAAAAUCAAAAUUAUACAGAACAAGGUUAUGAAAACUAUGAACAAAAUUACGAACAACAACAAUACAGUGAACAACCAACGUAUUCUGAACAAGAAUACGCUGAGAAUACUGAAUAUCCAGCCCAAGAAUACAAUGAACAACAACAAUAUACCGAGCAAUAUGAAAACUAUGAACAAUAUAUUGAUCCCAACACGCAGUAUGAAACACAACAAGAAUAUGAGAAUUACGCCACUGAUGGUAACUAUAGCAACCAAAACUAUGAGAAUCCUCAAGAAGAUUAUGCUCCAGAAUUUCCUAAUUCUGCAAAGGAAAUCACAGAAUCUGUAGAAAGCAAAACGCUUGACGAAAAAUUGACUAGCCAAAGUUAG